Messenger RNA from Striga asiatica, 3294 nucleotides. The record is from the annotation of a GenBank genome assembly. Lineage: Eukaryota; Viridiplantae; Streptophyta; Magnoliopsida; Lamiales; Orobanchaceae.
AUGGAGGAGGCGUGGGUGUCCCGAGCCCCUUUAGACAACCAAGCCAACACCCAAGUCACGACGAGGGUGACAUUACCAAGACCACACAACGCCUUGACCCCAACAAUGAAUCAUGUCGCCGACCUACCCCAAGACAGGAGCCAUUGGCUCCCUGACAAGAGACACUACCAGAGGAGGAGCAGGGUGCAGGAGAGAGGACAACUAGAGAACCUCGGGGGACCUUCGACAGAAGGUCCCAAGAGGGGAUCAACUUGUUUAACUUACAAGAGCGGAGUUGGACAUGAUCAUAACCGAGGCGGUGGUCCAAGUAUUGUCUCCACACAGUGGCGAAACAACAUUGAGGGCCGGAGUGGCGCCGGCCCUCCCAAAAAAAAAAAAAUUGAGGGUUUUGGUGAGAGGUUGAGGCAAUCGAAGGGGCUGGAAAUGGAAGGGCGCCCUUUGAGCGCCCUUCCGAUGCCGCCGGAGGCCCGAAAGAAGAUGAAUCUGGACCCUCCCCGUGCUGGGAUACUGGUUUCGCCACUGUCUCCACAUAUCUCUAGUAGCAAACAAGAUCUAAAUCGAGGUCAAUUAGACAUGGCUGUUUAUGCAGCCGUGCUUUCCCUGAUUCAUACCAUAGAUCAGAUUCAGAAUCAUCCCCGCCCUCCGGUUUCUCUUGACACAAGACAGGUUCAAUCUCUAUAUGAAAAGCUCAAAUUCUUUCAAAACUUUCUCGAGAAUUAUUCCAUUGAUGAUGCUUCCAGCAAAGAUUUAGAGGGCUUGGUGAGUCGCAUAGCCGAUGUAGCAUAUGAAGCAGAGGAUAUAAUUGAAUCCCAUAUAGCCGAUCAGAAUGAAGCUGCAAAAGCCAGAAGCACUACUAAGAAGGAAAAUAUCAGUCCUAUUGACUUGUAUCAAGGUCUCGAGAAAGUUUUGUCAAACUUAGAUCUGAUCGAAAGAGACGUGAAGGAAAUUAUACAGCAUAAAGGAAUUCAACUGCAAAGAAAUUACUCAAUUCCAACUGGUCGGCCGCCUAUAUCUCCUUCAAUGGUGGGUCUCGAUGAUAUAUUGCACAAAGCCAUGGAUAAGCUGACCGGCCAACAAUCGAGUCGCCAGGUCAUCCCCAUUGUUGGGAUGGGUGGGAUUGGUAAGACAACUCUUGCUAGAAACAUAUAUGUAAAUCCGCUUAUUGUUGAACACUUUCAAUUUCGUGGUUGGGCUACAAUUGCUCAAGAAUCUGAUUGGAAAGAGAUUCUUUUGGAAGUCUUUGUUUGUCUAAAUACCAUAGGGAGCAGGGAAAGCUUGAGUGAAAUGGGGGAGCAUGAAUUAGGAGAAAAAUUAUACAAAAAUUUAUCGGGUAGAAGGUAUCUGAUUGUGAUGGAUGACGUGUGGAGCACCGAUGCGUGGGAUAGGAUAAAGUUUUUCUUUCCGGAUAACAAUAACGGGAGUAGGAUAGUGAUAACCACUAGGCUAUCCAACUUAGCUUCUCAGUUGAGUGGCUCUAGUGGCCUUGAGAUGGGUUUUCUAGACGAGGAUAACAGUUGGAACUUAUUUCGAAAAAACGUGUUUGGAGAUAAGGAUUGCCCUAUGGAGUUGGAAGAAAUCGGUAAGCAGAUAGCAAGAGGUUGUAAAGGCCUUCCUUUGUCGAUUGUUGUGAUCGGUGGACUGUUGGCGAAGUCUAACCAGACAAGAGAACACUGGAAUUACAUUUUGGAGAAUUUGAAUUCGGUUGUGAAUUUAGAUGACAACGAACGUUGCUUGAGAAUAUUAAGUUUGAGCUAUAAUCAUUUGCCGGUUCAUCUAAAGCCGUGUUUUCUUUACAUGGGAAUAUUCCCCAAGGACCGUCUGGUUAAGGCCUCCACGCUUGUCAAGCUUUGGGUAGCUGAAGGGUUUUUGAAACCGAUUAACGAUAAAACAAUGGAAUUAGCCGCUGAGAAGUACUUAAAGGAUCUUGUCCGGAGAAAUCUAGUUUUAGUUGGGGAGCUCGGGUAUUAUGGAAAUAUUAAACUUUGCAGGGUCCAUGAUCUCUUGAGGGACCUAUGCAUUAAAGUAGCCGAGAAGGAGAGUUUUUUCUGUGUGGCAACCACAGAUAAUCCUAACACGGGGCAAAAGUGGCACACUCAACGUCGAAUAGGUAUUCAUAGACAGGAAAUGAGUUUCAAACACAUUCCCGAAUCACUCUGUAAGAACGUGAAAUCUGCAUCGCUCGCUCGUUCGGUGAUUUGUAAUGUCGAUAGAGUUGCACCUGCACGAAGUCCCGCUCGAUUGUUGAGGGUUUUUCACCGGAUCAAAGUUCUUUACCCGAAAUAUAAAUAUGAUCUGAAAUAUAUGUUCCGACCGAUCAACUUGCGCCACCUGGCAGCCGCAGCAUGGCUACCGAUUUCCGGCGAGUUUCCGCCUUUAUUCUACCACCUCUGGAAUUUGCAGACUUUAAUCGUUGACCAUGAUAUUUGGGGCGUUAUUCCUACUCCACCGAUAAUCGACAUCUGGAAAAUGCCUCGACUCAGGCAUAUAAAUGUCUAUGAUUUCCAUCUCCCGGAUCCCCCGAGCAAUUUUGAUGAUUCUUACAUCUUGCAUGAUUUACAGACGCUAAAGACUGUUUCAAUUUCCGAGUGGAGUGAAGAAGCAGCCAGGAGAAUCCCGAACAUCAAGAAACUGAAUCUAAGGCUACCGUACACAGAAUCCUCGUCAAGUAAUCAUUACCAGCUUGAUAAUCUUUGCCGUCUGAAUAAGCUGGAAUCACUUUCUUGCAGUUUUUAUAGUGCGAAAGAUCCGUUAGUAUUCUGGGGCCAUGACUUGGCUAUGAGCCUCGUUUUUCCGCAUACUCUUAAGAAGUUGACUUUGUCACGUGCUUGUCUCCUCUGGGAAGACUUGGCGGAAAAAGUUGGAUAUCUUCCGAAUCUUCAGGUGCUCAAGCUGAAAAUUUGUUCUUGCAAAGGAUCUGUGUGGGAAACUGUUGAAGGGCAGUUCUGUAGCCUCAAAGUCUUGGAGAUCGAUAGUUGGCCUGACCUGGAAUACUGGAUGAUGGAGAACUGGACCCACUUUCCUUGCCUCGAGAGACUCAUUCUCGGUGACUUGCCUAAUUUGAAGGCCAUUCCUCAAGAAAUUGGAGAUGUGCCGACUCUGAAAUCGAUCGAGUUGAAAUAUUGUAAGGAAUCACUCAUUAUUUCGGCUAAGGAGAUGGUGAAAGUGCAGCAAGAGGAUAUGGGGAAUGAGGGACUUUUGGUGAGUGUUGUGCUGUAUCACAAGAACCAAGUGGUGGAAUGCUUGGCUAGUCCGGCUACAUCCAAGCUCCCGUCUAGAAUGUGCACGGGUACGUGA